This is a messenger RNA of Megalops cyprinoides (Indo-Pacific tarpon), 2098 nucleotides long. Its product is annotated as zinc finger protein 385D-like. Bases 240 to 1556 code for a protein of 438 amino acids. Gene Ontology annotation, cellular component: nucleus. NCBI's taxonomy places the organism in Eukaryota, Metazoa, Chordata, Actinopteri, Elopiformes, Megalopidae. The transcript has 9 exons. The record is from RefSeq and is a predicted model, not a curated record. Gene Ontology annotation, molecular function: nucleic acid binding; zinc ion binding.
AACUGGCUACAGGCUGCGGACGCCACCUCCAGACUAUUUCAGGACUAUUCAGACCGUUAUAAGCGCAGGAUUUGUGCUAUACAUUUUUCCUGUAUUAUUGACUUUAAAUCAGAGGUCACGCGCAUGUUUUGCGUCAUCUUUCGAAACGCGCCGUCUCCGCCGAAAGCACAGCCGCACUCCGCUUCACCGGGAGAAGGACGAGCGCUCGGAAACCACAGCACAGGGAUGGAUCUCUGACAAUGAGCGUCACCAGGGCAGAGACCGCGCAGGGGAGCACGAAGCGCCAAGGUAACUCCUGUCAGGGUGUGGUUCUGUCCUCCCUGGUGCGGCCUGCGCUGCCCACACUCCAGCCCCCUCUGGAUGUGAAGCCCUUCCUCCCGUUUCACCUGGAUACCUCCCCCAUUGGCCUCUUCCCCGGCUUCAGCACGAGUGUGGUGGGCGUGUCCCGAUCAGAGCAGGGCUCUGGCCUGUGUGGCUGGAAGAGUGGGCUGGCCAGCAGGAGGCACUGUGUAAGCAUGGAUCCAGUUCAAAAAGCCAUAAUGAAUCACACGUUCGGGCUCCCCCCGCCUCCCAAACGAAAACACGCCGUUUCUUGCAGGGUGUGCCAACUGAAAUUCAAUUCAGAGAACCAGGCGACGGCCCACUUCAAAGGUACCAAGCACGCCAGGAAGCUGAAAGCUCUGGAGACCCCAGACGCCAAGCGCAAAGCUGCUGACGCAGUCGCCAAGGAAACCAUGAGGAAGGACCCCACAAAGAGCCUCUCGCCCUCCCUCGCGUCAGCCAGCACGGACGCCACAGACAGUACAGCUGGAUCCAUGUCAUCGCCACCAUCACCUCCUGCCACCAGGGUGGCGCUGUCGAGCUUCAUCACGGCAGCAGCAGACGGGGAGGAGCCGAGCUCUGACCCCCCGGCAGACAGGAGUCCCGAGGCUCCCGGGGAGACGGACGCAGCCGCGGAGACGGAGGAGCAGAAGGCCAAGCGCCUGCUGUACUGCUCACUCUGCAAAGUGGCGGUAAACUCCGCCUCCCAGCUGGAGGCCCAUAACAGCGGUACGAAGCACAAGACCAUGCUGGAGGCGCGAACUGGUGGGGGCGCCAUAAAGUCCUUUCCCAGGCCGGGGGUCAAGGGUCGGCUGGCUCCGCCCAACGCUGCAGCCACCGGCCUGCAGAACAAAACCUUCUACUGCGAGAUCUGCGAUGUUCACGUCAACUCAGAGACGCAGCUCAAACAGCACAUCAGCAGCAGACGGCAUAAAGACCGCGCAGCGGGGAAACCGGCCAAACCCAAAUACAGCCCCUACAACAAGCCCCCCCGAGGACCCUCCGCCCCCGCCGUGAGGCUGGCGGUGAGGAAGGAGCUGGAUCUGAAGCCUCUGGCGGCGCGGCUCUUACCUGGGCACCUGGCAGCGGCAGCCGUGUCACCCCUCUCCCUGCGCUCCGCCCCGGCAGUGGCGGCUGCCCUCCUGCAGUCCCAGCCCCUCCCCCCCGCCCUGCUCCCCCCCGCCCCCGGGCCCGUCCGGACCUCACACCCCUCCGUCCUGUUCGCCCCGUACUGACCUGAGCCAGGGUCUCACCUGCCCGUGCCCAGGACGUGCCCCUCUCCGCAUCCCUCACCUGACUGACCCGUCAAAUGAGCGAAUCCGGAGCUCCCAAUACCCUCUUUGGCCCGGGAUACGAUCCCUCCCAGAAUUCUCACACCCGAUUUGGGCUGCAGCACGGGCCAUUCUGGGACUCUUACAUACCUGUGAGGGUCUGGUUCCGAACCCGAUCUGAAACUCUCGGCUCAUGCCGUCCCUCAAACGGACCGUGGCCCGUCAGAAAGUCAGGCCUGAGCUGCUCCUGCCCAGAACCAGGUCGUGGCCUCCAGUGCCCUGUGGAACUGCAAUAAUCUAAAGACUGAAAGAAGGAGCAGAGCGGUUCUGAUCCGGUCCGACAGAAGGCGUUACGAAAACGAACAUCAGGAUCUGAUGGAUUCAGUGUUCCUCCAAACCAUGUCCACUGAAGGCCUGAACAAUUCUGCAGCUAACACUAUCACUCAUAAUACUACAGUAAUGGCAAGAGGCAAGAGCAAGCCCUCCUCUGGGAUAACCUUACAACA